This is a messenger RNA of Menidia menidia (Atlantic silverside), 561 nucleotides long. The record is from the annotation of a GenBank genome assembly. Lineage: Eukaryota; Metazoa; Chordata; Actinopteri; Atheriniformes; Atherinopsidae.
AUGGAAGGACGGGAUUUCGCCUCUCCGGCGCACCUCCUCUCGGAGCGGGGCGCCCUGGUGCACCGGGCCGCCUCCAGGAUCGCUCCCUCCGGCCACAGCUCCGUGCAGCACGCCGGUCACUUCCCGCCGGGGAAAUAUUACCCCUCACACAUACCAAUGGCUCCCCACUCAGACCGCCACCCACAGUACACCGUGUGGCAUCAUGCCACGGAGCCCUCGCCUCGAGCGUGGGGCGUGUACACAGGCCAAACACAAAGGAGACCUACGGUUAGCCAGGCCACUGUGGUGGAGAGCAAUGAAGAUGCCAUUCCAGCCUACAACAUCUUGGAGAUCGUGCAAAGAGGAAUGGAGAGAGUGUACACCCUUGCAACAUCAGACAGAGAGAAGCCAGACCAGGGAGCUGCCUUCCCUCUCUUGCACACACAUCAUUCCAGGACUUUAUCAUAUUACAAGCUGAUCCAAGGGAACUCAGAAGACAGCAGCAAAGUGAAGCCUUCAGCCAGGCCCCUCAUGUCCAGUACUGCUCUUCAUGACCUACAGGAGGCGCCGGGCCACAGAUAG